Messenger RNA from Copidosoma floridanum, 4864 nucleotides. It is a transcript of the gene SCAP, whose product is annotated as SREBP cleavage activating protein. Gene Ontology annotation, biological process: regulation of cholesterol biosynthetic process; SREBP signaling pathway. NCBI's taxonomy places the organism in Eukaryota, Metazoa, Arthropoda, Insecta, Hymenoptera, Encyrtidae. Gene Ontology annotation, molecular function: sterol binding; protein binding. Gene Ontology annotation, cellular component: Golgi membrane; SREBP-SCAP complex; endoplasmic reticulum membrane. The record is from RefSeq and is a predicted model, not a curated record.
UACGGGGGGCUAUUGUGUCAUACAACGUCACGCAGUGCGCAUAUUUUAGCACGAAAUGAAAAUAUUUCGUGUGAUGCUAUGCACGAGAACAGUGAGAAUAACACUGCAGUGUAAAAUAAUCUAAGUUUCGUAAUCCCAGUGACUAUUCAUGAGUGAUGACUUAGAAAAAUGUAAAAAAUGUAUGGCUAAGAAUCCUCACGUUCGCUUAAAAGUUUAACGAUUUGUCAAGUGCGCGUGUGAGACUUGCUAUUAUUGACUUUUCGGUUUUCCAUGCACGUGUAGACAGCUUCUGAGUGUGCGAUCACAUAUUGUUGCCUGCGUUCGUCACUGAAUGUUGACAAUGAGUCCGGUGCGAAGAAGAUGACCAUCUAGUACAUAAAAAGUCAAAGAGACAAGAAAAAGCUGAAGUGAAACAAGAAAUGUUACUAUAAAAAUAUUGAGGUGAGAUGUCACGCAGCCUGCCAGAGAGAGUGGCAGGGCUUUACUAUGCCCACGGCCUAUUCUGCUCUUCUCACCCUACUGCUGUUAUUACGUUUGCUCUCUCUAUUGUUUUACUAUGUUGCUAUCCACUAGUAAACCUACCCAUGCCUGGGGUAGCCCCAAAAAUUGUAGUCAACAAUACAAUAGGACCUAUGAAUGGAUCAGAAAGUCCUGCUUUGUAUGUACAACAAGUUGUGCUACGAUCAGGAGUUCUACCAUGGGCAGAAGAUCUUUCGUUGUCGGAUGCCUUUAGAGGGCCACUUUAUGAAGUUUUCAAUUUAUUAGAAAUCAUUCAAAAUCAUCAAGAUGGAGAGAGUUCGAAAUCUUUGGGACAGAUUUGCCUUCAUAUCGAAGCUGUAAAGAAAAGAAAUCUUAAAAAAGUUGAAGUUCUUCCUGAAUAUAAUUGUUUGUUAUUAUCACCAGCUAAUUUUUGGCAACGAAGCAUCGAAGUAUUUAAUCUGGAUACAAAUCUUAUCGACACUAUUUUCUCUUAUCAGAAUUUUCAGAAAGGAAAAAUUAGUACGGCUGAAGUUUUAUUUGGUAUGAGUCUUAAAGAAACAGGUGUAAAGAGAUACCCUUUGAGGGUACGACAAAGAGUACUGCAGUACGCAGUGACGAUAUUUUUAAAGGAAUAUGACCCUAUUUUUAUGAAAAGCUUAAAACAGCGACUUAUUAAUCAUUAUCCGUUGCAUCAGUCUCAGGAUAAUAAUGGAUCAUACUCAGUUCCUAACGAUGAGACUUUGCAUAUUUUUUAUCCUGGUGAAUUUAAUUACAGUGAUUUUUUCCCAUUGACCAUGACGUUUGUUGCAUUGUUUGUGUACAUGUACUUCUCUGUUAGAAAAAUUGAGUUGAUCAAAUCAAAAUUCGGAAUAGCAUUUAGCGCGACUUUCACAGUGAUUGCGUCUUUGUCCAUGAGUGUGGGUGUGUGCUUUUUUUUCGGCCUGACCUUGAGCUUAAGUGGAAAGGAAUUUUUUCCAUAUUUGGUGAUAAUUGUCGGUCUAGAAAAUGUACUAGUGCUUACAAAGAGUGUAGUAAGCACUCCUGCUCAUCUGGAUAUGAAAAUUCGAGUAGCUCAAGGUUUGUCAAAAGAAGGCUGGUCCAUUACAAAAAAUUUACUGACAGAAGUCACAAUUCUGACGAUUGGCUUGUUCACGUUUGUUCCUGCCAUCCAGGAAUUUUGUAUUUUUGCCAUUGUUGGACUGUUGAAUGAUUUCUUUUUACAAAUGGCAUUUUACUCGACAACUCUUGCCAUUGACAUCCGCAGGGCGGAACUGUUGACUCAAAAUUCGAAACUGCAUCUACAAAAUAUUCCUCCCCUCAGGAAACAACAGUUCACAACUACCGUUCCAAAUAAAAAACCAAACAUUUUCCGAUCCAAGUCUCAUCCGAGGCUCAAUGGAAUGGUUCCAACUAAUGGUCCUACAAAUGUGAUCGCACCGAAUAACCAAAAUACACUUACCUUGGUUAAAAUUCCCAAGCGUCUGAGGCUGGUGCAUUUUUGGGCAAGAACGAGAAUAUUUCAGAGAGCCUUUAUGGUGUGGAUGGUGGUGUGGAUCAGCAUGAUAAUAUACAAUUCCGGAAUUAUUGAGCACGUCAUUCAUCUUGGGGAAACUUUGAAACAAGAAACUGGUAUUGAAGGCUAUUCUAUUGAAAGACCUCAAACUAUGGAUAGAUACAUCAAAAGAAACACCAUGAAACCCAUUGUGAUAUAUUCUACCACUCUUCGAUCGAGUCAAAUAAAUGAACAGCAAAACCCAUCUCCAGAUAACGUCAAAGAAGAGGUAAAUAAAUUGCGGCCUGUCGACUUUCCACCCUGGAAUCGUUUGUCUCUGUACCAUUGGUCCUCUAUACUUUCUUCUUACAAUAUAUCCAUGGCAGGCGAGCGCAUUACGAUACUUCCCACGAUAAAGCUCGCACACGUGGUCAGUCCCCAGUCAGUUCGUCAAAUAAGCAACCCAAAUGACGUACAGCAAUUUCAAUGGCAGAGCUUGGCUACAGCUGCCCUUGAUCCUCUGGACUUUUCAGAUAUGGAGGUGCCAAUCAGAACCGAGGGCCGGGGUUUCAACACCGACACGCCUUUCAUACCCUCAAGUCCAAUGGAAAUCUUUCUAGCAGCCGUUCUCUGUUUAAUAAGCGUUGUCGUCGUAGCUUACACCAUGGUCGUGCUUUACCGGUGCAUAUGUUCGCGCAAUUAUGCCGAAUGGCGAGCAAGCUGGUCUUCAUCCCAAGAAAAGGUCAAUCAGGAUUCCGCUACUCAAGUCGUGCUCGAGGCACUGCCUUUGGUGUUGGAGGGCCACGUCCAGGAGAUUGAAUGCAUCGCUACCGACGGUAACACCGUGGCGAGCUCGUGUCUCGCUGGGCACAUAAGAAUCUGGGACUCGGCGUCCGGUGAACAACUCGCGCAUAUCGAUCGCAGGCAGUUUUUCAACAGUACGCAGAAUGAUGUGGUUCAGUCACCGAAAGAUCAGGAAGAGCUGAUGUCAGAUUACGAAAGUGGUUCUCCGCCGUCCCGAGGCGAGAUGGAGGCGUCAAAUUCCCUGGGCAUGUAUACAAGCAUUCCAAAGCGAAAGUCCUCGCCCCUGGGAGCAUGCCCGAUACCAUACCGUCUCAACGGUGCGAUGUCGAUUCCCAUAAACAAGCGCUUCUCCGCGGGUGGCAACAGUUUCGACAAUGACUAUCAAAUCGGGGAAAUGUCCUAUCGUCGACGCUCGCUCUGCCACAGACUUGAUCAAACUUUCGACCUGCCUGACUUGAGGCCCAACAUAAACACAAAGUUCACUUCGAAUAAAUUUGUCGUCUCGAGCUCGCCGCGCCAGCGGUACAAUUAUGAAAACGGCUUUGACUUUGGCGAACAGUACAAGCAGCUCUUUGAAGAUCACAAGAAAUCGGCUGUCGACGAUAGCGAUAUGUACAGAACAGGUAGUAAUGAAAAACUGGUCUGUAGUCCACCAAGAUCGGCUGGUUUAAGCGAAUUUGUCGACAGCUCGUUAAGUGUUGACAAGGCAUCGGCCGAUGUGCCAACCAUUUGGUGUAUGGAUUAUCAGGAAAACCUCAUAGUUAUUGGCUGUGCCAAUGGUAGCUUAGAAUUCUGGGAAGGUACAACAGGCAAAUUCAAGUGUUUAUUUGACGAUGGAUCUGGAUUAGGUAUUUCUGCUGUAAAAUUCAUUGGAAAUCGCGUAGUGGUGGCAAAACUGAAUGGAUCCAUCGAUUUUCUUCAGCUUGAAAGUUAUAGUGAAGGCCAGCAAAUCGACUGGGGCUUUACAUCGUAUCGAAGAACUCACGUCCGAACUAGAAGUGCGGGCUCGCCAAUGGAUUUUAAUAAUAUAAUGCAGUUGGAGGAAGAUUUGCGUUGCAUGAAAAUUGGCUCACACAGAGCUCAUCAACAAGCCAUCACUGUCUUGGAUAGUGAAGGUGGUCGCGUCUUGACUGGAAGUCAAGAUCAUACUAUUAAAGUAUACAGGCUAGAGGAUCAGUUGCCUUUGUAUACCUUACACGGUCACUGUGGGCCUAUUACUUGUCUUUUUAUUGAUAGAGUAAGUCCAAUGACAUCUGGUAGUGGCUCUCAAGAUGGUCUCCUAUGUGUAUGGGAUCUUUCUACUGGUACAUGCAUGUACAGUAUACAAGCUCAUGACGGUGCUGUAGCUGCAAUAACUUGUUCGGCAUCAUACGUGAUUAGCAUUGGUACUGACGAAAAACUUUGCGUUUGGGAACGUUUCCAAGGGCAUUUAUUGCAUGCUCUUCCAGCGCAUAGAGCAGCUUAUAGUUUACAAAUGGUGAUGCUCACGCAUCAUUUACUUAUUACUAGUAACCAGGGUUCGCUGAUAAUUUGGGAUGUAAGAACUGGCGAACCUAUUCGAGAAGUAAGACUGGGACACAAGGAUAGUUGUAUUUUUGUGAAGCAAAUGUUACCGUUACGCGACAGUGUAGUGUGCGACUUUGGCAGACAACUUAGGAUAAUAAGAUUCCCACUUAUUUCAGACAAGAUGGAUUAAAAUGAACACCAAGUGAGCCUUCUCUAGUGAAAGUGUUGUAUUUUUAUGAUAAAAUUAAAAAGAUGACUUCAUGAUAAACUUUAUGGAUUUCUGUCUAUUUUUUGUAAAGAUGGAUUCGUAAAUAUAUUUUGUAUGAUAGAAAAGAACGAAAGCGUGAAUGCAAUUGUUGAAUAAUUUUAUAAUACGUGAAUUGUAAAAAGUUUAUUUGUACAUUGUAAACUUAAUUAUGCGUACCAGCGGAAAAAAUUUUUAAUUUUUUAAAUAGAAAAUGUUUAUUAAAAAAUAUUUUAUCUAAAAUUGUAUGUUGCCGUUCAUGGAAGAGGCUAGAUUUGAUUGUUAAGUAACAUAGUUUUAAUUACAUAGCAUUUAAUAAAAAUAUUUUUUGACAUCAA